AUGGGCGGCCGCAACAAGAAGCAGCGCGCGGGCAGCGCGGCUCAUGCGGCCGCCGCCGCCACCGCCACCGCCCGCGCUCGCGCCGCGCAGGCCGGGGUGGCCGCGGCCGCGGAGCCCGGCAGCCGCACCGCCCCGCCGCGACCAGCGCCCGCCUCCAAGGAACCGCGUGUCAAACAAGGUCCAAAAACUUACAGUUUUGGUUCAACAACAGAUUCCAAUGCUGCUGCAAAUCUAGAUAAAUCUGUUCUUAAGGUAAUGAUAAAUGGUAGUUUAGAGAAAAGGAUUAUCGAUGUGAUUAAUAACCAUAAAAACCAAAAUGAGGACAAGGGAAUGAUUUCCAAAAGACUGACUGCAAAGAAACUACAGGAUGUAUACAUGGCUUUACAAAGAUUCUCUUUCAAGACUGAACACAUUGAAGAAGCAAUGAAAAAUACACUUUUAUAUGGGGGUGAUCUUCACUCUGCACUUGAUUGGCUUUGUUUAAACCUUCCCAAUGAUGCCUUGCCUGAAGGUUUUAGCCAGCAAUUUGAAGAACAGGAACAGAAACCUAGAGCAAAAUUUUGUUCUGCUGUGUCAAAGUGUGGAAUGCCUCCUCACUUAGAAGAUAACAAAAAGAAAGAAAAUGGCCCUGGAACUAAGGAAACAAAUGUGAGGAAAGAGAAAGAAUUGACUAUGAAGGAAUGGAUUUUGCAGUACGCCGAGCAACAGAGUGAUGAAGAGAAGGAUGAGUCUGUGAAAGAGACAGAUGAAGAAAAAUUUGACCCAAAUGAGAGGUAUAUACAUCUGUCUGCCAAGCUUUCAGAAGCAAAAGAACAAGCAAGCAUCUCCAAGCAAGACAAAGAUAAGCAAGGCCAGAAGGCAGCACAAGAAAAAAUAAGAAGAAUUCAGCAAGAAAUGGCAGCACUUGAGGAACAUCCAGUAUUUAAUCCAGCUAUAAAGAUUUCAAACCAACAGCAAAAUGAAAAGAAAAAAACUCCCUCAUCUCAACCUCAGGAGACCACUUUGAACUUGAGUUUGCUUGAAAAACCUGAUGGUGCUGCAAAGGAAGACAAAGUGAAAAAGAGAGAUCCACUAGAUAUAAGAAAUUUUGAUUAUAGUGCUCGAAGCUGGACUGGUAAAUCUCCAAAACAGUUUUUGAUUGACUGGUGCAGAAAGAAUUUUCCAAAGAGCCCAAAUCCUUCUUUCGAAAAAAUUCCUGUUGGAAAAUAUUGGAAAUGUAGGGUCAGGAUUAUCAAGUCAUCAGAUGAUGUAAUGGCAAUGUGUCCUACAAUCGUAACAGAAGAUAGUAUGCAAGCACAACAUCUAGCUGCUACUUUGGCACUCUACCAUUUAACCAAAGGACAGUCAGUUCAUCAGUUGCUGCCUCCUACCUACCGAGAUGUCUGGCUAGAAUGGAGGGAUAUUGAAAAGAAAAAGGAAGAGGAAAGCAAGAUAGAAACCAACAAACCGCGUGAUACCUUUAUUGCUAAAUUGUUAAACAAACUGAAACAGCAGCAGCAGCUACAGUCUGAAAACGAGCCAAGACUAUCUGAGGGUCCUGAAGAUUCCUGGGAAAACUUGGUUCCUGAUGAGGACUUCAGCAGUCUCUCCCUUGAGACCUCAGAUGCAGAUAAUUUGGAACCUUCAAGGAAUUUGUUUAGGAAGCUGCAGAGUUCCUCUAGAUACCAGAGGCUUCUGAAAGAGAGGCAGGAGUUACCUGUGUUUAAGCACAGAUACUCAAUUGUAGAAACUCUUAAAAAACAUCGAGUAGUUGUUGUCGCUGGUGAAACAGGCAGUGGGAAGAGUACCCAGGUGCCCCAUUUCUUAUUGGAAGACCUGUUGCUAGAUGAAGGAUCAAAAAAAUGUAACAUUGUUUGCACACAACCCCGAAGAAUCUCAGCAGUGAGUCUGGCAACAAGGGUUUGUGAAGAGCUAGGCUGUGAAUCAGGACCAGGAGGAAAAAACUCCCUGUGUGGAUAUCAAAUUCGUAUGGAAUCAAGAACAGGAGAAGCCACCAGACUGCUGUACUGUACAACAGGUGUCCUGCUUCGGAAACUUCAAGAAGAUGGUCUCCUGUCAAGUAUAUCUCAUAUUAUUGUUGAUGAGGUACAUGAAAGAAGUGUCCAGUCUGAUUUCUUGCUAGUUAUUCUGAGAGAGAUCUUGCAUAAACGCUCAGACCUGCACCUGAUUUUAAUGAGUGCCACUGUAGACAGUGAGAAGUUUUCCAGCUAUUUCUCACACUGUCCCAUUUUAAGGAUCUCGGGGAGAAGCUACCCAGUUGAGAUUUUCCAUGUUGAAGAUGUAAUUGAAGCAACUGGCUAUGUUCUGGAGAAGGACUCAGAAUAUUGUCAGAAGUUCUUGGAGGAGGAGGAGGAAGUAACAAUAAAUUUUACGGGUAAAGGAGGAAGCACUACAAAGCACCAGGAGUAUAUCCCAAUCCAGUCCGGAUCUGGUAUCAAUUUGACUACUUACUAUGCGAAAUAUAGCAGUCGUACACAGCAGGCUAUCUUAUAUAUGAACCCUUACAAGAUCAACCUUGAACUUAUUUUGGAGUUGCUUGCAUACUUAGAUAGAAGUCCCCAGUUCAAGAAUAUUGAAGGUGCUGUGCUGAUUUUUUUACCAGGCCUUGCUCAUAUCCAGCAGCUGUAUGAUCUCAUUUCAACUGACAGAAGAUUUAACUUGCACGACAGGCACAGAUUGAUAGCUUUGCAUUCUGUUCUUUCAACACAAGAUCAAGCAGCUGCAUUUACAAUACCUCCUCUUGGUAUUAGAAAGAUUGUUUUGGCAACCAAUAUAGCAGAGACAGGUAUCACAAUACCAGAUGUUGUCUUUGUAAUUGAUACUGGGAGAACAAAAGAAAAUAGGUAUCAUGAAAGCAGUCAGAUGAGUUCCCUGGAAGAGACCUUUGUUAGCAAAGCUAGUGCUCUGCAGCGACAAGGAAGAGCUGGCCGUGUUAGGGAUGGGUUCUGCUUCCGAAUGUACACGAGAGACAGGUUUGAAAGCUUCAUGGAAUAUUCUGUUCCAGAAAUACUGCGUGUGCCUUUGGAGGAAUUAUGCCUUCAUAUUAUGAAAUGCAAUCUUGGCUCUCCUGAAGAUUUUCUUUCUAGAGCAUUAGAUCCCCCACAGCAGCAAGUAAUUGGUAAUGCAAUGAAUCUUUUGAGGAAGAUUGGCGCUUGUCAGUUAAACGAGCCCAAGUUGACUCCGUUGGGCCAGCACCUUGCAGCCCUUCCUGUUAAUGUAAAGAUUGGCAAAAUGCUUAUAUUUGGUGCUAUAUUUGGCUGUUUGGAUCCUGUGGCAACUUUGGCUGCUGUUAUGACAGAAAAAUCCCCAUUUACUACACCUAUUGGUCGAAAAGAUGAAGCAGAUCUUGCAAAAUCAUCUCUCACUAUGGCAGUUUCAGACCAUAUAACAAUCUACAAUGCUUAUCUGGGGUGGAAAAGGGCCCGACAAGAAGGGGGAUAUCGUGCUGAAAUGACUUAUUGCAGAAGGAAUUUCCUUAAUAGGACUUCACUGUUAACUCUGGAGGAUGUGAAGCAAGAACUCAUAAGGGUGGUCAGAGCAGCAGGGUUUACAGCACCUUCAACACAAUGUGGAGGGGAUGGAAAUGGAGCGACACAGUCCCUGUCUCUCAGUGAAAUAGCUCUUCUUAAAGCUGUGUUGACUGCAGGGCUGUAUGACAACGUAGGAAAAAUACUAUAUGCAAAGUCUGUGGAUAUUACAGAGAAGCUGGCUUGCACAGUAGAAACUGCUCAGGGUAAAGCUCAAGUUCAUCCCUCUUCUGUAAAUCGAGACUUGCAGACUUAUGGAUGGCUGCUUUACCAGGAGAAGGUGAGGUAUGCCAAGGUGUAUUUGAGAGAAACUACUUUAAUAUCCCCCUUUCCCAUUUUGCUUUUUGGUGGGGAUAUAGAAGUCCAGCAUCGCGAGCGUCUCCUGACAGUUGAUGGUUGGAUCCAUUUUCAGGCUCCUGUUAAGAUAGCAGUAAUUUUCAAACAGCUGAGAGUUCUCAUUGAGUCUGUUUUGAAAAAGAAGCUUGAAAAUCCCAAAAUGUCACUUGAAGAUGACAAGGUCUUAUACAUCAUCAAGGAGCUGAUAAAAACAGAAAACAGUAACUGAAAUCAGAAAUCAGUAACAAAUCAGAGCUUCAGUAAUUGCAGGGGAAAUACGCAUUCCAACACUAAUUGGAAGUAUUUAAAUUCUUAGUGUGGUUGAUCUCAGCCACGAUGGGGAUAGAAUGCAUGAUUUUGCAUAGGAUCAGCCUUUCUUUUUAUCAAUUUUACGAUGAAUAUUUAAUAUGUUUAGCCUUUACACUAUAUUUGGUGCCAUUUGUCUUGACUGUAUGAAUGAUAACUGCAAGCAGUUUUUUCAAACUUGUCGCAGACAUUUUUUCAUAGAAAUCCUUUCUUUGGGAUUUGUUCAUCUUCUGGGAAGCUGUGCCCCCAGAAGAAGAAUGUAAACAAUUGUUAUCGGCUGGUGUGGAAUGCAACAGGUGCAGCGGUGAUUGGUCUUCUGUGAGUGUUUGGAUUUGCUGACCACUCACAGGAGAGUUUGUCCUUGCUUUCUGCUGGACACAGAACUUUGUUAUUCAUUCUUUCCUAUUCUAUUCUUAGCUUAGCAGCCUCUGCAACUUCUCUCUUUAUUCCUUUUAGUAUAGUAAUAAUGUAUUAUAUAUCAUAUAUCAAUAAAUCCAGCCUUCUGAUCAUGAACUAAGAUUCUUGUCCACUUCUCUCACACUGAAGACCUCAUCAGGUUGCUGUAAUACAAACUAUGAACUGUCCACAGCCAUUUCUCUUUUUUAACUUAAUGUGCUAAUCAUACCAUCAGUACAAUGUGUACUGAUGAUUGAAGAUUCGAUCCUGAAUCUCAGUUGAGUAGAAUUCCAUUUAUGCAAACAAAAGACAAAUGUUUCUCAUAUGGGUUACCUAAGUGAUGAAAUUUUUUUUUGAACUAAAUUUACAGUAUUAAACCAAGACAUCUUAGAAAAGUCCUAAUUUUUCUGUAUGAUUUGUGUUGAGAAGAUGCUCGAUAAGCAUCUAUAAGAUGAUAGUAUGGACUGCUGUGAAUGAGUGCUCAGCGAGAUGUGUACUGACCAGCAGCUCCUCCCAAGGAGGGGGAUGUGCCUCUUCGCACAGUUAUUCCUCCCUGUUUACCCUGAUCCUUGCAACUCCUGCAACUUUUAUUAUACUUUUUUGUGUGUUAAGUUUUGCAUAGUUCUCCAGGCCCCCUUCAAGAGAUGAUCAUGUGGUUUUUCUCCAUGUAUUGAUCGAAAUUCACAUUGACCCUCUUCAAGGAAAUACCAGAGAAGUUCCUAGUGGAAGCUUCCAGUGGCAGUUUUCUCCUACCCUACUUGCUCACAAUGACUGCAUGUCUGUGUGAUCCUUUGUUUCUUGUUUCUUUAAUACUGAAUAACCCUUAACUGAAUAGCUUAAUGAAUCAGAUGGUCUCACCUUCCACCUAUCUACACUAUUUCUAAUUAUAAAGUACAGUUUUAAAUUGCCAACUUAGCUUUCAAGAAUAAGGGAUAUAUUGGUGGGGAGGAUCUGCCAUUAAACAGUUGCAGUCAAAUAGGAACUGUCUUCACAGACAGAAGCACAGUGUAGAUGACAACUUUUGUUUAAUCUGAAAAAUAAAGAUUUUCUACAGCAGAGGUUAAUCACGUACAGGAAGGGCAUUCAGGAAAUUGAAUGCAUAAAAAUGCAAAAUACAUGGAGCCUAUCCAUUUAGAUUAUGACAGCAGAACUGGUAUUGCUGUCCAGCUUGUGCACAUUAGCUUGCACCAAUUUUUGAAGAGGAGAGCUUUUUGCUAACAGCUCUGAAGGAACGGGGAUCAUAUCUGUUAUUCUUUUAUGCAUUAUGAUAAUGUAGUGGCAGUCCUGAUUUCAUAGGAGACAGGAAGUAACUUUUGGGGUUUCUUUUACAACACCAUUUAGCAAGGAAGCAUUUGAACAGGAAGUUUUGAUCUUAGAUCUUAUGAUCUCAACUUUGUCUUCAGUAUUCCCACACUGAAAUCAAAACCUGCAAAUUUUAUUCAUUGAAGAUAUAAAAUAAAUCUGUACCCUAAACAAAUUUCCUAUGUUUUAUUUUGGUUGAGAUGGCUUUUUUGAUGUUUUGGUUGAGAUGUUUUAUUUGUAUCCUUUGGAAACAGGAAAUAGAAAAAUAUCUCAGUAAUUCAGUUAUUAGCAAGCUGCUCUUUCUUUUGGGUUUGAAUUUUGCAAAUGAGUUGUUGGUCUUAAAUGGUUAAAUCCUAGGGAAAGUGUGAAUUGUGUUUGAGUUCUUCUCCCUUAUCCAACUGUGAUAAAUGAGAGGGUUUUUUCCAUUUAUAGGUGGUAAUGUUGAAACUCAAGAGUUAUUUGUGUUUCUCUAGCACGCUGUGCUUUGUAAUCUUCUAAAUAAAGAACUGAAAUAAAUUAAGGGGAUAUAUUGUAAUAACUGGGAAAUUGGAUGAUCUUCUGUGUGAGCAACUGUUUUCUGUAAAACAAAUGAGGGAGGUCACACUGUGGUGUACAGUUAAGCACAGUUAACUUUUAAAAGAAAAAACUAAAAAAAAAAAUUAAAACCCAGGAAACAAAAAAAAAAGUAGAUGCUACACUGGCUUUCUGCUUCUGCAGUAUACAUGAGCAACUUUUGUGCCUGUAUUCUUUUUGGUGGAUGAACUUUCUCUUUUGCUCUAUUUAUUUAAUAAAGACUUCUGUUAA
Molecule: messenger RNA, 6671 nt
Organism: Melospiza melodia melodia
Lineage: Eukaryota; Metazoa; Chordata; Aves; Passeriformes; Passerellidae
Gene: DHX29
Product: DExH-box helicase 29
Exons: 28
Coding region: 1-4092 (1363 amino acids)
Biological process (GO): translational initiation
Cellular component (GO): intracellular anatomical structure
Molecular function (GO): RNA binding; ATP binding; RNA helicase activity
Source: RefSeq, a predicted model, not a curated record